AGUGGUGGAAUGAGCAAUUUGUUGUACUACUGCUCUUUGCCUGAAACUCAUACGCCACUUGUCGGUGAACCUCAUCAAGUUUUAAUGAGAAUGUAUGGGCAGAUACAUGAAGGAGCAGAGGCAAAAGUUACAGAAAGUGUUAUAUUUAUGAUGUUGUCCGAAAGAAAACUUGGCCCUAAGUUGUAUGGCAUUUUUCCUGGCGGUCGCUUAGAAGAAUACAUUCCAGCUCGUGCUAUGACAUGUGAUGAAUUGAAGGAUCCAGAAAUUUCAGCUACCAUAGCUAGAAAAUUAGCAAAAGUACACACUCUUGAUGUUCCAAUCAAUAAGGAGCCUACAUGGUUAUUUGAGAAGAUGCAGGGCUGGAUAAAUUUUGCAAAAAAUGAAGUGCAGCUAGACAAUUUGAAUGAUGAAACAAAGGGAAUUGCCAUGGGCUUGUUGUCUCAAGACUUCCAGAAAGAAUUUUUGUGGCUUAAGUCAUUAUUAACUAAAGUUGCAUCACCAGUUCUUUUCUGUCAUAAUGAUUUACAAGAAGGAAAUAUUCUUCUUCCAGAACGAACUGCAGUUAGUGAAGAUAAAAUAGUUUUCAUUGAUUUUGAGUAUUGUAGCUAUAAUUUCAGAGGUUUUGACAUUGCCAAUCACUUUUGUGAAUGGUGCUUUGACUAUGCUUUCCCUGAAUACCCACAUUUUCUGUACAAACCUGAAGAGUAUCCGUCCAUUGAUCAACAGCUAAAUUUUGUAAGGUCCUAUUUGAGGAACUUUGAAAGUAGCUCCAGUGAGACUGAUGUCUCUGAUGAAGUAAAUAGUGAAGAGCAUGUACUUCAAGAAGUUCUUAUAUUUAACCUUGCUUCUCAUUUCUUAUGGACUCUGUGGAGCAUAGUCAAUGCACAAAAUUCUCAAAUCCAGUUUGGCUAUUGGGAAUAUGGCAAAGCAAGGUGGGAUGCAUACUUCAGACACAAAACAGAACUCUUUAAGCAAGGAAAAAUUGAUUUAUUGAUUUGAGAGAGCUAUUUGCUUCAUUAUCAUUUAAGCCAAGAUUCCAUAUGAAAGGAGAACCAACUGUACAUAAAUUAUUUAUUCCAGAUUUUCUAGUUGUAUUUUGUGAUGUUAAAAGUGUAUGUUAAAAAUUUUGUACAGAUUGUUUCUGCAUUUAAAACUCGUACUAGGAAUAUAUUUUCUCAGAUUUGUGUGUCAAUGAUAUGGUGCAAGUGUUCAUCAUAUGGUAUAAUUUCAUACACAAAAUGGAAAAGGGGAGCUUAGUUACAUCAGGCUGUGAAUAACCAUCUUAGUUUUUGUUUAAUUGUCCUUCUUGUUAUGAAGAAAAAAUUUAAUUUCUGUUGCAUUUAAUGAUGAAAUCUCUCAUUGUGCAAUUUUAUUUUAGAAACAGUUUGUUAUUCACCAUAAUUUUGUUAUUUAGCUGUUAUAUGUGAUAUUUUAUUAAUGUAUGUAUUUUUGGCAGGGACAUUUUCAGCAUGUAAUAGAUGUUAAAAUGGUUUUAUUCUAAUGUUUGCUUGGUGACCAAUUUUUGUAUGUGAUAUUUUGCUAUUCUUCCCAGGUCUUCAUAGAAUUUAUGCAAUUUUGAAUGUAAGGAAAAUGUGCAUACUUCAUUUUAUAAAUAUACUGCCUUGUUUUGAUGUCAUUUAAAUCUGUUAUUAUUCAAAUCAAAAUAUUCAGAUGUAAAUUAAAUUGCAAGUGAGGGAUUUUUAAGCAUCUAUUUCAUAUAAUUGUAUUUAUAUAAAGUGUUUUAUAAAAUAUAACCUAAUAAAAAUUAUUUCAUUUUAUUUUAUUAAUGUUAAUGAAAUGUGCUUCUUGAAUAUUUGUAGAUAAGCCUAUAUUUUUUUUACUUGGGUAUUUUAUUUAAUUCUUUGCUAGUCCUUGUUGUUAGUUCCAUUUAAAAAAAUACAGGUAAAAUCCCCCCUUCCCGAAAGAUAUUGUUAACUGAAGAGGCUGUUAAGGUGAUAAAAAUGACUAAUUUGAAAAAUUGUUUGUUGCGGUUGUAUUAAUGUUAAUCAAUAUUAUAUGUAAAACUGGUAUUACCAGGAAUGAGAUUGUAUUAUGUUACUCUGAAAAUAUGUUUAAUAACAUUAUUGCUUGUAAAGGAUAGAUUGAGAGGUGCUUUUCCAAACAGAAUAUGUGAAAACAAAAUAUAGGGAAUGACAUUAAGAUUGAUGCAUGAAACGAACAUUUGUGUUGUUCUUUAAAAACCUCUUGUAUAUAAAUUGCAUAAACUUAAGUUACAUAUUCAGCACCGAAAUUAAAAUUGAUCAUCAAUUAUCAUAAGAAACUGAUUUAUAUUCAUUUGAGUCUUAAUGAGCUAAAGCAUGCAGCUGAAAUUUUAACAUACAUAGAAGUAAUUAUUUCAAGAAACAUCAACGAAAAUAAUUGUUUAACUUAAGGAAUUUAAUUUAGGUACAUGGUUUAUUGCUAUUAAAGAAAGCAUUAAUAGGAGUUUUUUGAUGGCCAGUAUUCACAAGAUAAAAAGUUGGAAAGAAAAUUUUAUAUAAGAUCAAAUGCAUUAUUACUUUUUAAUUAUAUGGAUUAUAUUUUUUUUAUCAAAGAAUUAAGAAUCUGGGCUAAUUAAAAUUUGUUUGUUAAUGGAUAAUAUUUAAUUUACAUUCAGCUGCAUAAUCCAUGGGAAUUGUAUUAAGAAAGAAAAAUACUAAGCUAUUUAUGUAGCAGCCAAUUACUUAAUUAUUUUGAAAGAGAUAUAUAUUUAUGGGAUAUAAUUUAUAACAGAGUAAUUGAUAAAGAGGUUUUGGGAAGUCUUUUUAUGUUCUAAUUUUUAGUGAAUUAAAUAUAUAUGAAAAACUUUCAAAUAAAAUUUUACUGUCAUUUUCUGAUUUGAGGUUUUGUUGAAAUAUACCAUGGAAAUUUUUGUCUUUUCUGUGUAUAUACAACAUGUAACAAAUAUUGCUUUUAAUAUGCUUCUCUUUUAUAAUUCACUUUAAUUAAUAAUGUAUUCAAGAGUAUUAGUCAGGUUGCUAGAGAUUGUGCUUGGAAUAUGUAAUACUUAAAAACUAAUGUUAAACUUUUUUAUUUUUUGAAACAAGUAAACAUGUCUUAGUUAAUAUUAUAAUGUUUGAUAUUAAUUAUAAUGUGAAUCUUGUACUCAGCUACUUUGUCUAACAAUUCUAAAAAAAUUUAAUAAUUUAGGGAAGUUCAUUAAACCUGGACUUUUAUGUCACACUUAUUCACUUUCCUGUUUGAUUAUGUAUAGUGCUUUUUGCUUUUUUAAACCUGCCAAAAUCUAUGCAAUAAGUCAAAUUUGGUCUGAGCGAAAAUUGGUGGUGAAAUAAAAUAUAACUAAAUUAUCAUAAUUUCCUUUUGUAUUUUUAAAAGCUUUAAUAUUUUACCAGGAAUUUGUUCAGAUACUUUACUGAACACUUCUCUAUAUUUAAAUGAAGAAAGUAAAAUUAUAUUGUAUCCGUUUUUCUUUUCAGGAAGCAUGCAAAUAAUACAGAGUGAUAGCUUACUUUUAAUCCUAGUCAGUGAUGUCAUGCUUGCGAACAGCAUUAAAUUUGUACUAAGCAGAAGUAUUUUCAGAAAUGCUUGACUUUCUUUAGGUUGCUAAUUUUCAUCCGCAACUCAAAUUUCUCUACAAAAUUGCUAAUUGUUUGUCUCAGCUCAAACCUUGUUUUGUAAGAGCUUCCUCAACAAACUUAUGAAUGGUUUUUUAACCAGUUGCAUUGUUCUAAUUUGUUUCAGACUUAAAAAUGAAUAUUGUACAAGAUUAUCUACUUUCAGGAAUGAAUGAUUUUUGGCAAUUUAGCAAUUUAUUAUUCAUUGGAAAAAAAAAAAUGAUACAUCUUGGAGACUUAACAUCUUUUCAUAGUCACUGUGCAAUAAAAAUAUCUAGUCUUAAAAUGAGUAGUUUCACAAGCACAUUUUUACUCUUCCUUGCUUAGUGAUUUAAAAGUAAUUCAUUUUGAAUACGUGAACCAAAGUGCUAUUCCCAAACACUGGAAAGAUUUCUUAUGAAAGACAGAACUUAGCCACUCAACAAUCAGUUAUUUCUAUCUGAGCAUAUGAAAUUUUAAAUUGGGGGGGGGAUGAUUUUAGUUUGAUUUAGAAAAUUGUUAACCUAUGCACUUUCUGAUGAAAAUAUUGUUACUUAUUUUUUUAAUUACCACAUGUAUUAAUUUGCCAUUUAUAUUCAUUGUAAGUUUAAAUUUUGGAACUUUUUUAUUUAUUUAUCAAGAAGUGUUCUUGUUGCAAGUAUAAUGCUUGAUUUUGCAGUAUGUAUAGAGACAGUAGCAAUACAUAAAAAGCAAAAGGUAUAAAUUUUAUUUUUCUUCCCUAAAAAAAGUUUAAAUUAAUGCUCAAAUCUACCUGAAUUUAAAAAGCAGAAAACUGCAUUGUAUAUUAAGAAUUAUGAACAGACAUGGAAUUAAAAGGCAUUAUCAACUUAAUUUUAUAACAAACAAUCUGUUAUCACAAGAGAAAAAUUAACAGUGACAAUGUAUUUCAUGAUAGUCAGCCUUGAUGUUUGAAUGACUUUCAAUGAUUGCAUAAGUGUUAGUUUGCAAUUGAAAAGUGACUUAUUUAAAAUCAUUUCAAAAAAUUUUGAAAUAAAAGAAGGGGUAGUAAAUUUUAAACACCUCUGCCGAGUUAAAACAUUAAACUUAUUAUUCUAAAGUUAAAAUUAGAUGCAUUUGAUUUAAAAUGUGUUAACAGCAAUAUGAAAUUUAUAAAUGGUAUGUUUUGUUAAAAUAUACAGUGUAAUAAUAUAUUAUGUUCAGAUCAUCUAAACAUACAUAUUUGUGUAUAUUUCUGUACACACAAAAUAAAAUGUUUAUGAAACAAUCUAUUUAUUUUUAGAUGCAAAACUACUUAGCUUGUUACUGAGCCAUUAAUGAUCAAAGUAUUCUGAUACACUGCAUAUGCGCAAGAUAAAAAUUCUAUGGAUUUCUUUUCUUAUAAUUGCCUGAUCAGGAAUUGUUCACUCUAUUCAACUUCAAAUUUAUAUGAAACCAAAAUCCUUAAUGAGCAUUAAGGUGGUAAAUUCCACUUGUAGCAGUAAUCUCAUUUCCACUAGAUGGAAGAAGCACAGUGAGUGGUACUCCUAUGUACUUUUUGGCAGUAGUUAGUUUGAUUUAAUAAUUCUUCAAAAAAUUUUGAAAAAUUCACUUAAUUACUAAAAUGAAUCUAAGACAUUUAGCUUUGGUAUUCACUUUUAAUAUGUAUUUCACGUAAUUUAAUCUAAUAAAGAUUUUAUAACUUAAAAAUUUUAAUUUCUUUAAAACUUUAUAACAUCUUCGUUACAAAUAAUCCCUAAAACAAUGCAGCUAAAAAUAUGUUUCAAAUUUCAUGCAGAAGACAGAUUUAGUUUUUUCUAACAUAUGCUAUUUAUGUACUAAAAUAGGAGUUUCAUGUCUUUGUAAAUUAAAAUUCAAUGCUUCCAGUUUUUCAACAUAUCAAACAUAUAAAUGCAGAAGUAAGGUUUUUUUAUGUUAUUUUUAAAUGAACUGUUUGUUUCACUUAUAUGAACUGAUUUUUUAUUAUGAAUGUGUAGAAAGAACACUGAAUUGUGGAAUUUGGUCGUAAUACAUUUUACAAAAGUUGAAGAAUUGUUGGUAUGUAAUAUAAUUAAAAAUUUUUCAUGUGUAACAUUUGCUAUGUAAUUCAGAACAUGUUCACCAGUUACUCUGCAAAUGCUAAUUUUGUAUUUUUAACUGUAUAUAGAAUUUAUAUAACAGUAAUUAUGUGCCUUAAAUGUAGCAAUUGGCAGGUGUCUCUAUCUAUCUUUACAAAAUUUUGCCAACUACAUAAAUGCUUUAUUAUGUAAUUUUAAUUUGUUUUUAUUUAAACAUUGAAAUAAAUCUGUGAUGUAUUUGUUUUCCUUUGGCUUCCACAGGAAAAGGUGAAAACUGUAUAAAAUUUGCCCACAUUAGUAAAAGAAUAAAGUUGAUUUUUUAUAAUA
Molecule: messenger RNA, 5917 nt
Organism: Stegodyphus dumicola
Lineage: Eukaryota; Metazoa; Arthropoda; Arachnida; Araneae; Eresidae
Product: choline kinase alpha-like
Biological process (GO): CDP-choline pathway; phosphatidylethanolamine biosynthetic process
Cellular component (GO): cytoplasm
Molecular function (GO): choline kinase activity; ethanolamine kinase activity
Source: RefSeq, a predicted model, not a curated record